Molecule: messenger RNA, 825 nt
Organism: Blepharisma stoltei
Lineage: Eukaryota; Ciliophora; Heterotrichea; Heterotrichida; Blepharismidae
Source: the annotation of a GenBank genome assembly
AUGUCAAACAAUGAAUUUUCACGAGGUCUUACUGAAAAACGCCAUCUCUAUACACCAAUUCAUCGAAGAACCCACUCUACUAACAUAGAAACAGUAAAAGGAAUCGCAUCUGUGCAAAGUCAUCGUCGAACUUUAUCAAACACAGCACAAGAAUUUACUCCGAUUCAAAACCCUCAGCCAAUCAAAAAUUCAUUUCGCCCACUUCUAAAUAUCGAGCCAGCUCGAGAGCCCCUAACCCCAGAUUCAUUAAAUUCUCCUGCUUCUUCUGCAUCAAGCCAGCAUAUAAAAAGUAACAAAAAAGGAUUCACAGGACUUUUAGAUGCAGCGAUUAGCUAUUUUAGCCAUGAACCUCAAUUGGUUAUUCAACCUCCUUCAAAUGAGAUUAACGAGAUGAAAAAAGAAAUCCGGCGAUUGACUGAAAAGCAGCUGGAAACAGAAAAAACCAAUGAAAAGCUAUUAAACGAUUGCUCAAUAAUGAAAAUGGCGCUUGAAGAACAGAAAGCUAAAAAAGAAAAUUAUGAAAAGCAUAUUCAAUCAUUGCAAGGCUAUACCCAAGAGCUGGAAAACGCAAUUAAAAAACUCCAGGCUGAGCUGAAAAAUGAGCAAAAAAGAAAUGAACAGUUGAGAAUGACUAUUGUGACAAAUGAAAGCCAAGGGAAUGAAAGAAAAUUGAUUGGAAGAGAAAUUUAUGAAGAUGAUACCAAAAAAAGAGGAAAAGAAGAAAGCUUGAGAGUGGAUAAACCUUCACCCACUCCAAUUAUGUAUAAGCCGAUUUCUCAAAGGGGGAUGAAAGAAGAGAAAAGAAGAUCAAUGGGCUUCACUUAA